Molecule: messenger RNA, 1206 nt
Organism: Micropterus dolomieu (smallmouth bass)
Lineage: Eukaryota; Metazoa; Chordata; Actinopteri; Centrarchiformes; Centrarchidae
Exons: 5
Coding region: 1-1083 (360 amino acids)
Molecular function (GO): protein dimerization activity
Source: RefSeq, a predicted model, not a curated record
AUGGCGAUGGAGGAUAUCUGGACUUCAUCAAUAACCCAUACAGGGAAGAAGAAGAAGCCCGAGCUCUUGAGAGCUCAGCAGGAGGAAUCGUGCGGCCAAACUGCACGUGGAACUAAUGCAUCCAAACAUGCUGUAACUGCCUACACAGGAGAAUCAGCCAGCGCCUCCCUCCUCCCUUCCAGCUCAGAUCUGGCUCUUAUGCUGACCAGCCACACCCAGAGGAGGAUCCAGCAGUGUCUGGGGCUCCACCUGUUAAGCACGGUACUUCAUCUAGUGAGGCUCCCCAUGUUGUACAAGUACAUGCUGCCCCACCUGGACCACACGACUUUUCACAGUCCAGAGCCGCAGGUCCUACACAGCCUCAACUUGAGGUAUUUCCGCGGACCAUGCAAGGCAACAGGAAGAGGUCCUUCAAAAGCGAGGGGUUUAAACAACACCCAUGGCUUGAGUACUCCCAAAACCAAAACUUUGCGUACUGUUUUGCAUGUCGACACUUCUCUUUGCCAAACACCCCAGGGUCAACACAAAUGUAACGAUGGUGACAAGGAUUCCUUUAGGAGGACAAUCUUCUACCCCAUUGUGGACACCAUACUUGGAGAGUUAAACAGGCGCUUCUCCAAAGACAAUUGUGAAAUAAUGAGAGGAAUACAAGCUUUGGACCCCAAAAGCACAUGUUUCCUUCAAGAGGAAGUAGUCUUUCGCCUGAGAGAAAUUUAUGAAAGGGACUCUGAAGAUCUCAGUCAUGAACUCCACCAGAGAAGGAGGCUUUUGCAAAGGAAACAGCAAAGUGGGAUGCCAAACUUUUUCUGUAUUGUUGAACUUGCAGUGUUCUUUGAACCUCACAAGGAUGUUUUUCAUGAGCUUUUUCGUCUGUGCAAGAUAGCCAUAGCCCUCCCAGUAAGCAGUGCAGCAUGUGAGCGCAGCUUCUCAGCCCUUAAACUCAUCAAGACCCAUUUGCGCACAACAAUAACAGAUGACAGACUGAGCAACCUGGGUGUUCUCAGCAUUGAGUCUAAAAGAACAAAGUCACUUGACAUGGACAACUUUUUGCUACCAUUCACCAAAACAGGAGAAUUCAUCUGAUGUAAAAUGGAUGAACACAGAAUUUGUCUAAUGGUCUUGUUUUUUUUGUAGUUAAAGGUUUGUUUGGUUUGUUACAACUGUUUGUGUAAAAUUAAAAUAAGCUAUAUUUGGUCUGGCCUAAGU